Mucor mucedo is the source of this 2832-nucleotide messenger RNA. Its product is annotated as adaptin N terminal region-domain-containing protein. The transcript is spliced from 9 exons. Gene Ontology annotation, biological process: intra-Golgi vesicle-mediated transport; intracellular protein transport; endoplasmic reticulum to Golgi vesicle-mediated transport. Gene Ontology annotation, molecular function: structural molecule activity. Gene Ontology annotation, cellular component: endoplasmic reticulum; COPI vesicle coat; endoplasmic reticulum-Golgi intermediate compartment. The coding region runs from base 18 to 2783 and encodes 921 amino acids. The record is from RefSeq and is a predicted model, not a curated record. Lineage: Eukaryota; Fungi; Mucoromycota; Mucoromycetes; Mucorales; Mucoraceae.
UCUUGUCCAUUUACACAAUGAGUUACAGCAAACGUGACGAAGAAGCCGGCAAUGUAGGGUUAUUUCGACAUGUGGAUAAGACUACCGUUUUACAAGAAGCUCGCGUCUUUAAUAGCUCACCCAUUAAUGUUCGAAAAUGCAGACUCUUAUUAACAAAAAUUGUCUACUUGCUUCAUACCAGCGAACCUUUUACAGUAAAAGAAGCAACGGACCUCUUUUUCAAUGUCAUUAAACUUUUUCAAUCGAAGGAUACUUCACUACGUCAAAUGAUGUACUUGGUGAUUAAAGAAUUAUCAGGCAUUGCAGAAGAUGUCAUCAUGGUAACUCAAUCACUUAUCAAGGACAUUCAGUCAAAGCAAGAAACGAUUUACAGAGCCAACGCCAUCCGUGCCUUAUGCUUAAUCACUGAUCAUUCAAUGAUUCAAGGUAUCGAACGUAUUUUAAAAGCAGCCAUUGUCGAUAAAACACCGUCAGUUUCUUCCGCUGCACUCGUUUCAUCCUAUCAUCUGUGUGAUGUCGCCAAAGACAUUGUAAAGCGUUGGGCCAACGAAGUUCAAGAAGCGAUCCAAACAAAACCAGCCUCCAGUUUUUCAGCUUCGAAUUACUUUACAGCGGGACAAAAUAGUAAUAACCAACAAGUCGUCAUUUCUACCAGUAGUAUCAAUCAAUACCACGCCAUUAGUUUACUCUAUUUGAUUAGACAGCAUGAUCGUAUGGCUAUUACUAAAUUAGUAGCGAAUUUCUCGGCUAAAUCCGGCGGCGGAUUCUUGGGCGGUGGAUCUAACACACUUAAGAAUCCUUCGGCCAUAUGUAUGUUGAUCCGCUUUGCAUGUAAAGUCAUGCAAGACGACCCUGGAUCUUCACGUAGAAUUUAUGAAUUAUUAGAAGGAUUUUUACGACACAAAAGCGACAUGGUCAAUUUAGAAGCAGCUCGUGCUAUUUGUGAUAUACCCAACAUGACACUUAAAGAAUUAUAUCCUGCCGUAUCCGUGCUACAACUCUUCCUUUCCUCGCCCAAACCCACUUUACGUUUUGCUGCCAUUCGCACCCUCAACCAAUUAUCGUGUGAAACACCUGCCGCCGUCUCACCUUGCAACCUUGACAUUGAAAACUUGAUUACUGACCCCAAUCGUAGUGUUGCCACAUUCGCCAUCACCACUUUAUUGAAAACCGGUAACGAAGCCUCUGUAGAUCGUCUAAUGAAACAAAUUUCGGGUUUCAUGAAUGAUAUCUCGGACGAGUUCAAGGUGAUUGUGGUAGACGCUAUUCGAGCAUUGUGUCUCAAGUUUCCCAACAAACAAGUAGUGAUGUUAGCCUUCUUGAGUAACGUGUUGAGAGAUGAAGGAGGUUAUCCAUUCAAGCGGGCAGUAGUUGAGGCCAUAUUUGAUAUGGUGCAACACAUUCCCGAAUGCAAAGAGACAGCCCUCUCCCACCUGUGUGAGUUUAUUGAGGAUUGUGAGUUCACAAAACUGUCUGUGCGUGUCCUGUACCUCUUGGGUCUGGAGGGACCCAAGACUGCUACACCUACCAAAUAUAUUCGUUAUAUAUAUAACCGUGUAAUUCUGGAGAAUUCCGUCAUUCGCGCUGCUGCCGUCAGUGCACUUGCAAAAUUUGGUGUAUAUGGUCAUGAUGCUGCUGUGAAAAAGUCGGUGCAUGUUUUAUUAACUCGUUGUCUGGAUGAUGUGGAUGAUGAAGUGCGUGAUCGUGCUACGCUUUAUUUAGCCAUGAUGAAUAACGAGAACCUUGCCAAGAAAUACAUUGCAGACGAUGCUACUUUUGCUCUUUCUACACUGGAGCGUCAAUUAGUAGAAUAUAUUCAUCAACCCGCUGACAAGGAAUUUAAUUUAAACUCUGUACCUGUGAUUAGUAAAUCACAGGAACAGGAAGAACGACGUCGCACUCGUGCAAAUGAUCCAUCUACACCAUUAUUGUCAGUUCCUUCACACACUCCUGCAUCAGGACAUCCUCAUAUCUCCAAGAUGGAUCAGCAGGAAGUGUAUGCAGAAAAGCUGUCAUCUCAUUUCUCUUCAUUUGGCCCCCUUUUCAAGAGCUCUAGCCCUAUUGCACUGACAGAGAGUGAAACAGAGUAUGUGGUGACAUGUAUUAAACACACCUUUUCCAAGCAUCUGGUUUUCCAAUUUAAUUGUACCAAUACGUUAAAUGACCAGUUAUUAGAAGAUGUCCAUAUGGUUAUGCAACCAGAAGAGGACGGUUUUAUUCAAGUGGCAGAAGUUGCAGCAGAGAAAUUAGAAUACGAUGUACCGAAUAUCAUUUACGUCGCAUUUGAGCAAGAAGAUCCUGAAGAGCUUGCCAAUGUUACAUUCACAAAUACCCUCAGAUUCUCUGUCAAGGAUUGCGAUCCCACCACUGGAGAAGCAGAUCCUGAAGGAUACCAAGAUGAAUACCAGAUUGAGGAUAUUGAAGUGACUACUAGUGAUUACAUUCGACCUUGUUACACGUCUCAUUUUGAACAGGAAUUUGAAGCGAUGGUAGAAAAUGAGAUAGUGGAUACCUUUGCUUUAGAUAAAGACAAGGCACCAAGUUUAAAAGCUGCUUGUACAUCGAUUAUUGAAUUAUUGGGCAUGCAAGCUCUGGAAGGUUCAGAGUCUGUUAAAAACAAUAAUGUCCACACCUUAUUAUUGUCGGGUACCUUUUUGGAUGGUAGUCCAGUUUUAGCUAAAUGUAGAAUGACAUUUAAUACCAGUACAGGUGUAGCAUUUGAAUUAGCUGUUCGAAGUCAGGAUGAAAAUGUAUCGCAAAUUGUGCUUUUAGCUAUUUCAUAAAUAAAAUUAUGACGUUUCUCCCUCUUUUUUCCCAAACACACACAAGGGG